AUGGGGAUCGAUAAUCCCAUCAGCUUCCUGGAUCUCCCGCCGGAGUUGCGUCUCCAGACCUACAAAAUCCUUCUGGGGAGAUAUCCUUAUAGCCCUAUACGCCUUGGGCGAAAAGAGACUGAGAAGAAUAGCUCGGAAGACAAGCAGAAUACCACAGAGACAAGAAGGCUCCAUCCCGCAGUUCCUUUCAUUUUUCCCCUUAUGCAAUUAUUUCUUACCAACAAGCAAGUCUAUCUGGAGGCUGUCCAUGUGUUCUACACCCAGCAUAUAUUUCGAACCUCUAUUGAACUCGGAGAGAAAGACUGGCAGAAGAUAUACAAGUGGCUUCGGAUGAUCGGUCCGCACAAUCGGAAAAACCUCAGAAGGAUUGAGAUAGACUAUCGUUGCCUGGAAUGGGCUCCGAUACUGGAAGGUGGACAGCCAGGUGAGAGAUGGGUGGGCGAUCUAUAUGGUAUGGUUCGAUACCUGCCUAUCGACUGGGAGGAUCUGUCGCCAACGGGUGGAUGGGUCGAGUUCAUCAGUCCAACGAUUGAGAAGAUAUUCAAACUCCUUGGCGAGUGCGGCAAUGUUAUAGUCACUUUCAAGUCCGGGCCUGGUGAGCUUCUUGACCGACUGCUGUGCCCCGAAUUAUAUCAGGCGGAGCAAGGGAACGAGUACCCGAAUUCUGUGUGGUUUGAUAUGUCGCACAAGAAUUGGUUUCGGCACUAUAUUUCUUUUAGGGAGCAGCCAGAUAUUGACUAUGAUGGUGACCUCUACGGUGAGUACGACUUUUUCGGACCACCUACCAAGUCAUUGCUACCAGAUCUGAUGGAGCUGUAUCGGACUCGAUAUGGCGUGGAGUCCAUCAGCGUGUUGUGGAGGGUUGAAAGGUUCUACCCGUUCGACGGAUUCGCCUCAAAAGGCCCGUUGACUGCGCGAGCUCUGAGCUAUUAUUUUGACGUACUUCUCCCGCACGAUGCAAAGGCUCUGGGACUCGACGAAGUAGGCACGGGAUCAUACGGCCGCGGACUUCUCUCAUGGGCCUCAAAGCACGACCUGAUCCUGCAUGGAUUGUCGGCAUUUACCCUGUGUAGCCUGGAAUGUCAGGAUCCUACCGGCAACAUCAGUCGUGCCAUCAUGUUCCAUCGGAACAAGGUCCUGCUGGACCUGCACAACCGCCUGUCCCAGCAGCAGGUGGACGACGUCUUGAUUCAGGGGAUGGCUCUGCUGAUCCCGGUGGACGACUAUUUAGGACAUUAUGAGUUUGGUCCUGUCCAUCUGAACGGAAUGCGAGAGGUGGUCAAGCUCCGUGGCGGGUUCGAUGCGGUCGGAAGCUCCGACGAGAAUGCUUUUGGGAGAAACCUGCGGAUGAGUAUGCUUGUAACCAUGAGUCUGGUCGAGUUUCACGUCCAAACCACGAUCACAAAUGCCCCUACGACGCUUGCAAACGGGGUGUUUCCCCAUCCUCUGCCGGUGUGGGGGGAGACAGCUCUGGAUCUACCGCCAGGCUUUCGCGACCUAGCCCGUUGCGGCUAUCUGUCAGACGAGACGAUUGGAAUUGUCAGGGAUUUUUCACACUGGCUUGCUAGAAACAAGGAAAGCGAACCAACGGCCAGACAAACGUGGCGCUGCUCCAUGUCCAGAAACUUAAAUAACCUUGAGAAGUGCAUCUCUGUCACCCUGGCGUGUCUUGCCGACGACCUCAGCGCUAUGGGGACUCAUCCGGCAGCGUUGAUUUUUCGUAAGCCUCAGCGACGUGCCGAGGUAUUAGCUGCCGUUACUGAGGUGUGGAACGAUUUCCUGCUGAUUGAAUGUGUGAUUUGGAUGUGUACUGUCGUUGCGACACCACGGAACAGGCAGAUCAUCUGCAGAGAGAAGCAGCGACAACUGCUGAGGAGGUCAAUUCUGCAAAGAUACCCAGCGAGUAACUGGAGCGACAUACGGCAAAUUUUGCAGCGGUUUUUCUAUGAUUCAUCUUGUGAGCAUGACUGGGAAGAGGCCUGGAAUAUGGCGCUGGCUGAACUUCCUGACGUGGAGAACAAAGAGAAUUCGCUACAUGGCCAUACAUCAACCCAACGCUUAGCAUAA
This is a messenger RNA of Aspergillus thermomutatus, 2067 nucleotides long. RefSeq lists its product as uncharacterized. The record is from RefSeq and is a predicted model, not a curated record. The transcript has 3 exons. Bases 1 to 2067 code for a protein of 688 amino acids. NCBI's taxonomy places the organism in Eukaryota, Fungi, Ascomycota, Eurotiomycetes, Eurotiales, Aspergillaceae.